GAAGGUCAGCGGCCGCACGGAUCCACCACCCCACCCACUCCUUCCUCCCGGUAACGAGCAAAACAGCUUCUGGCUUUGGAGAGGGGAGAAGCAGAUUUUAACGGAGCUGAGGAGAGAGCGGGAGAUGAGAGUGUCUGUGUCACUGCCGCAAUUGUGGGCUGGAAAUAUGGCUACAGACUGGCUGGGAAGCAUCGUGUCAAUUAAUUGUGGAGAAAGCUUGGGUGUCUACCAAGGCCGAGUGUCCGCUGUGGAUCAGGUCAGCCAGACCAUCUCCCUGACGCGGCCCUUCCACAAUGGGGUCAAGUGCCUCGUGCCAGAAGUCACCUUCAGGGCAGGUGACAUUACUGAGCUGAAAAUUCUGGAGAUCCCAGGGCCAGGGGAGAGCAGACAAUGUGGCGAGCUGCAGCAGACAGAAAUGGGCAUCCCCGGUGUUGGUUGCCAAGUGGGUCCCAGUCAGAAUGGCACUGGAAAAGUGUUAAAGAAGCCCAUCUCCAGCAGUGCCCCACAGAAUAUCCCAAGGAGAACAGACAUGAAGAAUCAGGAUAUUAUAAUCUCUCCGCAGCAGCAGUGCUCCAAGAGCUACAUGGAUCGACACGUGGAAACACUGACUCAAUCCAAAGGCUUCCGCCGUAGACACAAUUCUUGGUCAUCUAGUAGCCGUCAUCCAAACCAAGUGACUCCAAAGAAGAGUGGCCUGAAAAAUGGGCAAAUGAAGAGCAAAGAUGACGAGUGCUUUGGAGAUGACAUUGAUGAAAUCCCAGACACAGAUUUUGAUUUUGAAGGGAACCUGGCCCUUUUUGACAAGGCAGCUGUUUUUGAAGAGAUUGAAACUUAUGAGAGGAGGAGCGGCACUCGUUCCCGGGGGACACCAAAUGAGAAACCAGCUCGUUAUCGGCACGACGAGAACAUCUUGGAAUCGGAGCCCAUUGUCUACAGAAGGAUUGUUGUACCCCAGAACGCUAACAAAGAAUUCUGCACGGACUCCGGGCUGGUUGUUCCAAGCGUCUCUUACGAGCUUCACAAGAAGCUGCUCUCGGUUGCUGAGAAGCACGGGCUGACUCUGGAGCGCAGGCUGGAGAUGACGGGAGUGUGUGCGAGUCAGAUGGCCCUGAGCCUCCUUGGAGGACCCAACAGGCUAAACCCGAAGAAUGUGCAUCAGCGGCCCACGGUAGCCCUGCUGUGUGGCCCCCACGUGAAGGGGGCCCAGGGGAUCAGCUGCGGCCGACACCUCUCCAACCACGAUGUCCAUGUCAUCCUUUUCCUGCCCAACUUUGUCAAGAUGCUGGAAUCCAUCACCAACGAGCUGAACCUCUUCAGCAAGACGCAAGGCCAGCAAGUGUCCAGCGUUAAAGAUCUCCCAGAUACCCCUGUUGACCUAGUGAUCAAUUGCCUGGAUUGUCACGAAAAUGCCUUUUUGAGAGAUCAGCCUUGGUACAAAGCAGUCGUGGACUGGGCUAACCAGAACCGGGCACCCGUCCUCAGCAUAGACCCUCCGAUCAGUGAAAUGGAGCAGGGCAUCGACGCCAAGUGGUCGCUGGCCCUGGGUCUGCCCCUGCCCCUGGGUGAGCGGGCAGGGCGCGUGUACCUCUGUGACAUUGGCAUUCCCCAGAAGGUCUUUCAAGAAGUGGGAAUAAACUACCACUCACCCUUUGGUUGCAAAUUCGUCAUCCCCCUGCACUCCACUUAGAGCCCAGACGGCCACGUGGCUCUGAAGGGAGAGAAGAGAGAAAGGAGGAGCUCUGUCAAAUAAGCUGUCCGGUGGAUCUUGACUAGUAAACUCGUGACGCCUUAAGGAUGUGAAGUUCUGGGGAGUUUUCCUUCCAGAAGAAACAUUGUGUAUUAAAAAAAAAAAAAAAAAAAAAAGAAAAAAAAGAAAAAAAGAAUAAUCACAAAAUGAAACAAAAAAAGAAGGAAGCGAAUGUUCCUGCAAAGCUGUUUUUGUUCUUUUGUGCCAUUGUAUGAAGGAACAUGCAGGAAGAUGAUGGUGUCUGUCCCUGGCAAAGGCGGGUGCUGCUGCCCAGGCCUGGCCAGGAGGCUGUUUAAUGAGGGGGUGUAUGUGGAGGUCGUACAAGUGACACGUGGUUUGGAGAUUUGUGUUUCUUGGUACUUCUGGGCGGAUAGACCUAGCAAGGACAUCCUGGUGGGAACAGCACCCCUUGAUUGUGUAGAAAUAACCUUCUGUUGCAGUUGUACCAGGAGGGAGAGGAUUUGUUUUCAUUCCAUUGUUCUUUCUCACUCCCCCUCUCCUGUUUUCUGUUCCUGAAGGCAGCUGUAGCUCACUCUCCCUCCUGGCCCCUCAAGGAGAGGGUUCCCUCUUCGAAGAGCUUGUGUCAAGAGCCAGAAGCUCUCAGGUUGCACACGCUCUGGGAACUAGGCUAGGCCUUAUUUGCUUAUGUACUCUGGCUUUUUGUUUGUUCAUUUAGUGGAUGAAACCCAGGUCUAUGGGAGCGAGGCAUGUUUUGGAAAAGAACUUUUCCAGGAUAGUUGGUUGGUUUGGAUUUUUUCUUUCUUUCUUUCUAGCACAGCAAGUGGCUGAAUCAGGGAAAGGAUCAUGAAGCAGGGCAGUGUCACCCUGGGUUUGUUGCGUGGUGUAUGGUGCAGGUGAAGUUUGGGUGCGUUCCCCCAGUGCUUCCAGUAUCCCUGCUGCGCUCAGUGUGGUUUGGGAUGUAGGUCAGGGAUCCCUUCAUUCCCUUUGGGCUCAAAGCCUGAGUGUAGGGUGGGCUUGUGUGUGUGUCUGUGUGCUGGGAACCAGCUUCAGGCAGGAAGGACUUGGGUCCUGCUGCCCUCCCAGAGGGCUUUGCUCUGAAUUACCGUAGGGCAUCUGCCCCAGGUUGCUUCCCAUGCGUUGGGUUUAUCUUUUCCUGUGUUCAUUUUCUUGGCCCGAUGGGGCCUUGGUGCGGUGCCUGGGCAGGGACAAGCUGAGGAACUGUCAGCUGGCUCUGGGAGCCCAUCACACUGGCUCUGGGCAUGUUCUCUGGAGGCUUUGUGCACAGGAGCUGACCCAGGGGAGUGCAAGGUGCUUGGCUUCCUUCCUGCUCACUCCUGAUACCCUGAGCAUGGACAGGGCUUGAGACUCCACUGUUCUUCUGUAACCUUUCCCAUCCCCAGAGCUCCUGCAGAUAUCUUGCACAGACCCUGUUCUGGCAGCUGGGAGAGCUUCAGAGCUUCAAAUGGAGCUUUUUCUCCAGGGGAGCUGGAUCCCUUCUGAGUCCAAAGUGCAGGAAAUGUGUGGAAACAGUCACCUUGGUGUAGCUGCUCCGUCACUGUGCUCUGCUGAGCAGGUAGAGUCCCACUGAGCAAACCCACUUGUGUGCUGAGUGGUGAGGAUUCACACAUCAGGCACUUUUUUUUCCCUUGCAUCAGCUUAGAACAAAGGCCAAGUAUAUCAAAGGAGGAGAGAAGAGACUUCCCUGAUUGAAAAGCAGCAAUAGAAUGACGGGGCUUUGAAGCCCCAGCCUGCAAGGCUGGAAAGCGCUGGGCUCGUCCCCACCACCACCUGAGGUCUCUUCACCUGCCAAACCUCCUGCCCGCUGCCGUAUCUACCUCAGGAGGACCAAGGGCUCUGCCCCUCUCCACAGCCGGACCCCCAGCUUCCCUGAGAUUUUUUCCUUGAUGAGGUUUAGAUGACUGACCCAUGUCAGUGGGCUCACGCCAAGGGGCCUUAGAUGGCCAGGGGACCCUUGGGUGCUGCGACAGGUGUAGCUUUGUCCUUGAACGGUUCCUCUCACGGAGGAAGGGCAAAGCCCCAGCACCUCUUCCUUGGGUGACCCACAUUUCAGCAAGGCCUCCGAUGGCAUUUAACAAGCUGUGGUUGCGAUUCGGCUGCGCUGGGAAGGGGUAGCGAUGUGGUUGGUUAUUUCAAAUGCAAAUGUGAGCCUUCCCUCUGCCUUUCUUGUUUCUUUGGCUGUUUUGGCUUCUUUAGCCAGGCAGAGGAGCAGCAGUUGGUUUAGAAAGGUGGAGAAGUGUCCCUUGGUUGUUGCUGUAGUACAGUGUUAGGUUUGAUCCCCUUAUUUUCACUUUCCUUGCUCACGACACUCGAGAAGAGAACUUGCUCUUUGAGUUUUUGCUUUUCUGGCCAUUUCUGGGUUUGGCUGUUCAGCUGUUGAUUGUACGCACCGAGCAGUAACAGUGUAGAAACGUUCAGGGCUCCAUCACUGGGUCCUUUUCUGCCUCUAUGCUGGAGUUACACACCCAGAAGGGCACUGGACCAGGUCAAGAUGGGUUUUUUUCAGGGAUGGCAGCUGGGAACAGGUCUUUACUCACUGCCACCUGGUGCCAGGGAGCACUAAGGCCCCGUGAAGCAAUAGGUUCCCCAUGUUUAAGCAAAAAAAACCAACCAAACAAACAACAAAUGAGCAGUGUUGCUCCACAGGAGGGUACAAACCCUCACCCGUGCAGUGUUUCGGGUGCAGCAGGCAGCUUUGGGCUGUGUUUGGCACAGUUAAACUUCACAGUGUGCUCACUGGCUGGAGAGGAGAUUACAUUUGGGUACUUGGCCGUACUUUCUCUCACAUAACAAGUAAGUUUUACUUGAGGAAGUGCUGCACUCACCCACGUGAAAUGCAUCUUUUGUGCAGGUCUGAGCUCUUCUUCUGGAGCACUCAGAGACCCAGAAAGGGGUCUGGGUCCCUUCUUUUCCCACAUUACUAGAGUUAAUUCAAAGAAUGGCACACUUAAGAAAAAUAAAAAUCUGUGUUUGAGAUAGUUUCUACCCCAACCUUAACCACCAUCAUAGGAACUGCCCGCAAGUGCUGCUCUGGUCACUAACGUGAAGAUCACUGCACUAUGUCACUGCUUGAUAUUCCAUUUGUGACCUAAUGUUUGUAACGACUAAUUCCUGCCACUACUGGGGGAUGUCCUGAAAUAAAGUGCAACUAUUCAUGUGUGC
Molecule: messenger RNA, 4888 nt
Organism: Columba livia (rock pigeon)
Lineage: Eukaryota; Metazoa; Chordata; Aves; Columbiformes; Columbidae
Gene: EDC3
Product: enhancer of mRNA decapping 3
Exons: 7
Coding region: 125-1687 (520 amino acids)
Biological process (GO): deadenylation-independent decapping of nuclear-transcribed mRNA; P-body assembly
Cellular component (GO): P-body
Molecular function (GO): mRNA binding
Source: RefSeq, a predicted model, not a curated record